GAAGAAAGAACGUUGGUGCUGCCGGAAGAGCAAACGCACUGAAGAAAAAGACAACAACUCCGCAACCCUCAUCAUCUGUGCAAUCAGGACCAAUGACUAUUGAUUCAAUUAUUGAAAAUGUGAUGGAAAUGAAGGAAAAAUUCCAAUUGGAAGAAUGUAGAACCAUAUUGGAUAAGGGAAUUAGAAAAUUCUCAACAUCACCAAGGCUUUUUGAAUUGUUAUUCUUGAUGGGAGAAAUUUAUCUUGAAAUGGGAGACCCAACCAAUUCACAACACUUUUUAAAACAAGCUGUUCAUGUUAAUCCACACCAUUAUCCUUCCAUCAUGUAUUUGGGUCAAAUUUCUGGAGGAAAGGAAAGUGCUCAAUACUUUAAUAAUGGACUCGGAAUCAUUCAAGAAAUUAUCAGAACAAAUAAUAGCAACGACGAAAUUAAACAAUUAUACAUACAAGGAUUGUGUUCACUUUGUGAAUUGUACAUGACAGAUUUGUGUUUUGAAGAAAAUGCCGAACAAGAAUGUGAAAAGUGUGUUACUAUGGCCAAGGAAUUUUAUAAUAACGUGCCACUCAAUAAUUGGGAUAUUAAUCUUUUACAAACAAUUGCUCACUUGAAUAUGUGUCAAUGUAAACCAGAAGAAGGAAAGAGUAUUAUGCAAAUUGUUGCUCAAAAAGUUAUUGAUGAAGGAAAUAGAUUGAAGGAAUCUACAAAUUCAACAUAUUCUGAUUUAGUUAUGGGAUAUGAUUUCAAAUUAUCAACUGCUAAAAAUCUUAUUGAAUUACAAUUACAUCAAGAAGCUAAAACUAUACUGGAACAAUUGAAGGACCAAUUUGAUGAAGUCGUAGAUUUGUGGUAUUUAUUGGGUAUUUGUAUUGAUUCUUUAGGACAAACAGAUAUUGCUGUUAAAUAUCUUGAAAAGGCCUUAAAUAUUGGUAAGAAAGUUAAAGAAGAUGGCAUGUUUUUGAAGGAAAUUCAAGAAGAUUUGAAUAACAUGAAGCAAAAAUUAGGAGGUGUUAUUCCAGACGACAUUAUUGAUGAAAAUGAUGAUGAAUGGGAAGAUGCUGUCGAAGAUUUUAUUGAUGAAGAUGAAGAAAUGAAUGGAUAAAUACAUAUUCCAAACACAAUAUAAACAAUAGUCCACUGUC
Messenger RNA from Naegleria gruberi, 1140 nucleotides. RefSeq lists its product as uncharacterized. Bases 93 to 1100 code for a protein of 335 amino acids. Gene Ontology annotation, molecular function: protein binding. The transcript has 2 exons. NCBI's taxonomy places the organism in Eukaryota, Heterolobosea, Eutetramitea, Acrasida, Naegleriidae. The record is from RefSeq and is a predicted model, not a curated record.